This is a messenger RNA of Nezara viridula (southern green stink bug), 297 nucleotides long. The record is from the annotation of a GenBank genome assembly. Lineage: Eukaryota; Metazoa; Arthropoda; Insecta; Hemiptera; Pentatomidae.
AUGCCGUUCGUGGUGCGAACUGUCGAGCCCCGGAACCUCGGGAGGACGAGGCUUCAUGACGAUGCCGGGCGACCGAUACUCCGCGACGGCGAACUUGAAGCGGUGAGCAAUGCCACACUGGCCAACGCGCUUCGGCAGCUCGCCUCGGUGGCAAGGAUCGCCGAAGAGAUCUUCCAGGAGUUGAACUCCCAGCUGACGGAGGUGUCGGAAAGGAGUAGCCGGCUGAAGACGAGGAUCGGUUCCGUACAGGAGAAGGUUUCGCAGUACGACCCCAAGACAGUCACAGUCCGUAAGUAG